Molecule: messenger RNA, 2406 nt
Organism: Austrofundulus limnaeus
Lineage: Eukaryota; Metazoa; Chordata; Actinopteri; Cyprinodontiformes; Rivulidae
Gene: pa2g4a
Product: proliferation-associated 2G4, a
Exons: 13
Coding region: 136-1311 (391 amino acids)
Source: RefSeq, a predicted model, not a curated record
GGAGCCUGCUGAGCAGCCGGAGGCUCGCGCGGCAGCAACGUGCACUCRGUGCAGCGGUCUGAGCCGAGCAUAUUUUCAGUAGAGACGUGCAGCCGCUUCCCCGGGUCGAGGAGCGACUGAAUCUUCACUGCCAAAAUGUCUGACGAGGAGCAAGAGCAAACUAUAGCCGAGGACCUGGUGGUCACCAAGUAUAAGAUGGGCGGUGACAUCGCUAACCAGGCUCUCCGUCGAGUCAUCGAUGCAGCAAAACCCGGGUUCUCUGUGCUCAGCCUGUGUGAGUUAGGAGACGCCUAUAUCAUGGCUGAGACUGGAAAAGUCUUCAAGAAGGAGAAGGAAAUGAAGAAAGGCAUCGCCUUUCCCACCAGCAUCUCAGUUAAUAACUGUGUUUGCCACUUCUCUCCCCUGAAGAGUGACCCAGACUACACACUUAAAGAUGGAGAUCUUGUCAAAAUAGAUCUCGGGGUUCACGUUGAUGGCUUCAUUGCCAAUGUUGCUCAUAGCUUUGUUGUGGGAGCCAGCAAGGAGAACAUUAUCACAGGCAGAAAGGCUGAUGUCAUCAAAGCAGCCUAUCAAUGUGCAGAAGCAGCUCUACGCCUUGUGAAGCCUGGUAAUCAGAACACUCAAGUGACAGAAGCUUGGAACAAGAUCGCACAGUCGUUCAAAUGCUCACCUAUUGAAGGUAUGCUGUCUCAUCAGUUAAAACAGCAUGUCAUAGAUGGAGAGAAAACCAUCAUCCAGAACCCAACAGACCAACAAAGGAAGGACCAUGAGAAGGCAGAGUUUGAGGUUCAUGAAGUUUAUGCUGUGGAUGUCUUGAUUAGCACUGGUGAAGGGAAGGCCAGAGAUUCAGGUCUGAGGACCACAAUUUAUAAGCGGGACCCCAAUAAACAGUACGGCUUGAAAAUGAAGACCUCUCGUACCUUCUUCAGCGAAGUGGAGCGACGUUUUGAUGCCAUGCCCUUCACUCUUAGGGCUUUUGAGGAUGAGGCCAAAGCCCGUCUGGGAGUGGUAGAGUGUGCCAAACAUGAGCUGCUGCAACCCUUCAGUGUGUUGCAUGAAAAAGAGGGAGAGUUUGUAGCACAGUUUAAGUUCACAGUGCUGCUGAUGGCCAACGGCCCUCAUAGAAUCACAACUGGACCCCUCGACCCCGAGUUCUACAAAUCGGAGCACGAAGUUCAAGAUCCAGAACUAAAGGCUUUACUACAGAGCUCUGCAAGCCGUAAAACACAGAAGAAGAAGAAAAAGAAGGCCUCAAAGACAGCAGAAAAUGCAACUGGACAGUCAACUGAGGACACAGAAGCUGCGGAAUAAAAACUGCCUUUUCACACAUGCAAGACCCCAAAGACAAGAAAGAGAAUAAAAACGACAUGGUUUCCUGGACCUGCUCGUUUUGCAUUUGGUAGAUUUGACCUAAAGGGAUGAUACUAUUCUGAAAUCCUACAUGGAAAUUUAACCCUUUACUGCAUUGUUUGAUACUAUCAAGUUUUAUCCCCCUGUCAUAGAAAACAGGACAAAAACAACUAAUCCUUGUUUAUAAAAACUAACAUGUUGAUCUUUAAGUUAGCUUUUUUAUUAAAUAACUUCCUUGGCUUACAUUAAUUGACAUUUCACUGUGAGAAUCACGAAUUGCAUUUAGUUUGAUACUGUGGAUCUGUUCUUUGCUUGACCAACAGAUGAAUUAUGCAUCAUUCUUGAAGCAUUUAAACUUGUCUGUAGCUCAAAACAUUUAUUUAAAGUCAGCUGAGUUCUGUUUUUGGAGAUAUUCAAAAAAAUAUAUUUCUCUUUUUUAAGAAAUUAACUAAACAUCUAAUUAAAAAUGUGACUUCUUGGCAAUAUGAUGCAGUAAAGGGUUACUUUAUGUUUUUUUUUCAGCCAUUAUAAUUAAAAAUCAAGGAGUUUCCAAACUUGAUAUUAGAAAUGAAAAAUUGGAAAUGGUUUGCCCCAGAUUUUAUGAAUAGAUGGUAACAACUCUAUUAUAGCAACUAUUUUGACUUAAACUGCAGUUUUUUUUAACCAUGCUAGAUUUUAAAGCAAUAACCCAAAUAGUAGAGUGAAUAUUUUUAAAUGUACAAAAAGUUUAAAAAUCAACUUGACUUUAGGGAACAAACUGCUACACUGACUGCCAUUUCCCUUUUAUGGUAAAACAACUGUACUCCACUUAAAAAAAUAAACUUUUCUAUCAAUGACACCUGGAACAUUGGUCUUGUGAAGCAUGAAGACUAAAGCUGUUUUGGAGAGAUUCUUCAGUAGAGCUGGACCUGAAAUAUUUCAUGUCAGUUUUAUUUUGAGGUCUGAGAUAAUGUUAACAUUUGUCCAGAAAUAAAUCUAGUGGGGAAGCAAACUCCUGCUUUUUAGUUCAACCACUGAAGGGGUGGAACUUUGAGGAAAUAAAAUUGUUUUCAUACA